GAAUCUGCUUCAGCGCUGUGACCAGUGGUGGACUCUGGAUGCUGGGACACUGCAUAAACCCUGCCUGGUGUUUCCACAGCUCUUCCUGGACCCCUCGCGGAAACUACAUUGAGUCAAAUCGAGAUGACUGCACAGUGUCGCUGAUCUACGCUGUGCACCUGAAGAAGUCCGGCUACAUCUUCUUUGAGUACCAGUACGUGGACAACAACAUCUUCUUUGAGUUCUUUAUUCAGAACGAUCAGUGCCAGGAGAUGGACUCCAGCACCGACAAGUGGGUGAAGCUCACGGACAGCGGACAGUGGGGCUCUCAUUCUGUGAAGCUGAAGUCAGGCACAAACAUCCUCUACUGGAGAACCACGGGCAUCCUGAUGGGCUCCAAGGCGGUCAAGCCCGUGCUGGUGAAGAACAUCACCAUCGAAGGGGUGGCUUACACCUCCGAAUGCUUCCCCUGCAAGCCUGGCACGUUCAGCAACAAGCCAGGCUCCUUCAGCUGCCAGGUGUGCCCCAGGAACACCUACUCGGAGAAGGGAGCCACGGAGUGUGUGCGCUGUGACGAGGACUCCCAGUUUUCAGAGGAAGGGUCCAGCAAGUGUAUGGAACGUCCUCCCUGUACCACAAAGGACUACUUCCAGAUCCACACGGCCUGCGACGCGGAAGGCAAGACACAGAUAAUGUACAAGUGGAUAGAGCCCAAAAUCUGCAGGGAGGACCUCACAGAUGCUAUUCGACUGCCCCCUUCUGGAGAGAAGAAGGAUUGUCCUCCAUGCAACCCCGGAUUCUACAAUAAUGGAUCGUCUUCUUGUCACCCCUGCCCUCUCGGGACGUAUUCAGAUGGCACAAAGGAGUGCAGACCCUGUCCUGCGGGAACGGAGCCAGCCCUGGGGUUUGAGUACAAGUGGUGGAACGUCCUCCCCAGUAACAUGAAGACCUCCUGCUUCAACGUGGGCAACUCAAAGUGUGACAGGAUGAACGGUUGGGAGGUGGCUGGAGAUCAUAUCCAGAGUGGAGCUGGAGGCUCCGACAAUGACUACCUGAUCCUAAACCUGCACGUCCCGGGAUUUAAGCCUCCGACGUCUCUGACAGGAGCCACAGGCUCGGAGCUGGGCAGGAUAGCGUUUGUCUUCGAGAUGCUCUGUUCCGCCGACUGUGUCCUGUACUUCAUGGUGGAUAUUAAUAGAAAAAGUACCAAUGUGGUGGAAUCAUGGGGUGGAACCAAAGAAAAACAAGCUUACACUCACCUCAUCUUCAAGAAUGCCACAUUCACGUUCACGUGGGCCUUCCAGAGGACCAACCAGGGCCAGGAUAACAGACGGUUCAUCAAGGAUGUGGUGAAGAUCUAUUCCAUCACAGCCACUAACGCAGUCGAUGGGGUGGCGUCUUCCUGCCGCGCCUGUGCCCUGGGCUCUGAGCAGUCGGGCUCAUCGUGUGUCCCCUGCCCCCCAGGCCACUACAUUGAGAAAGAAGCCAACCAGUGCCAAGAGUGUCCGCCCGACACCCGCCUGUCCACCCACCAGGUCUACGGCAAGGAGGCGUGCAUUCCCUGUGGACCUGGGAGCAAGAGCAGCCAGGACCAUUCAGUUUGCUACAGUGACUGCUUCUUCUCCCACGAAAGAGAAAACCAGAGCUUGCACUAUGACUUCAGCAACCUCAGCAGCGUAGGCUCGCUAAUGAACGGCCCAAGCUUCACCUCCAAAGGGACAAAGUACUUCCACUUCUUCAACAUCAGCCUGUGUGGACACGAGGGAAAGAAGAUGGCUCUCUGCACCAACAACAUCUCGGACUUCACGGUGAAGGAAACAGUGGUGGGCUCAGAUGAUUAUGCCAAUCUAGUAGGAGCAUUUGUGUGCCAGUCAACAAUCAUUCCUUCUGAAAGCAAGGGUUUCCGAGCAGCCCUGUCUUCCCAGUCCAUCAUCUUGGCAGAUACAUUCUUAGGAGUGACAGUUGAAACCACAUUGCAAAACAUUACUAUAAAAGAAGAUAUGUUCCCUGUUCCACCAAGCCAAGUACCUGAUGUGCACUUCUUUUAUAAGUCUUCCACAACUACACCGUCUUGUACUGAUGGCCGAUCCACUGCUGUGAAAAUGAGGUGUAAUCCUACGAAAGCUGGGGCAGGUGUGAUCUCAGUCCCCAGCAAAUGUCCCGCGGGCACCUGCGAUGGGUGUGCAUUCUACUUCCUGUGGGAGAGCGCCGAGGCCUGCCCGUUGUGCGUGGAGCACGACUUCCAUGCCAUCGAGAGCGCCUGCAAGCGAGGGCUGCAGGAGACCUUGUACGUGUGGAAUGAACCUAAAUGGUGCAUUAAAGGAAUUUCUUUGCCUGAGAAAAAGCUGUCGGCCUGUGAAACUAUCGACUUUUGGCUGAAAGUGGGAGCCGGUGUGGGAGCUUUCACCGCCGUUUUGCUGGUGGCCCUAACUUGCUACUUCUGGAAAAAGAAUCAGAAGUUGGAGUACAAAUAUUCCAAGCUGGUGAUGACGACAAACUCAAAGGAGGGUGAACUCCCAGCUGCAGACAGCUGCGCCAUCAUGGAAGGGGAAGACAACGAGGAGGAAGUCGUGUAUUCCAAUAAACAGUCGCUCCUGGGAAAGCUCAAGUCUUUUGCAACAAAGGAAAAAGAAGAACAUUUUGAAUCUGUUCAGCUGAAAUCCUCACGAUCCCCCAAUAUAUGAAGCGUUCGUGCUGUGGGCUUCAGAGGAGUGGCCUGAGAAACGCGCUCCCCACUGUGCAGGACUGUAGUGAGGGCCUGUCCUCCUGGGGGCUGGGCCUCCCCAGGGGCGCCAUGCUGCCAAGGGGAAGGAGGAGGAUGUUUGAUUGCCUUACCACGCGCUCCAGGACCUUCCAAACUGAGGAAUGCAAACAGACUGGGUCUCAACUGCAGAUAAGCUUCGCUCAGGAAGAGAUUUGCUGUCCACAUGCGUGACCGGCACCACGCAGGGCCCUGGCGCUGGGGUGCAUGCGUGGGACCAGCGGGCGGCCUUCCCCUUUCUCCUGUCUGGGCAGUGAGUGUGCCCUGCAGUGCGGAGGCGAGCAUAUGCCUGUGAUCUCAUUUAUGUCUUGUCUUUGUUUAUAUUUUGGAAAAGAUUGGAAAAAUUUUCUAAGGUAUAAUUAUUUUUCCCAUUAUUUAUUUUCCCAACAGACCUUAAAUCAUCUUUUCUAUUAAAAAUGGUGAGUGAUGAAAGACAAUAAACUUUUCAUUUUUGUAGGGUAUUUUCUCUUGAUUUCAGAAACUUAUCAGUAAUAUUUUAGGGGGAAUUAGUGUGUUCUUGGGUUAUUUACUUCUAACUGCCUUUGAAACUCUGUCCUUGCUGGAACUGGUCAGAAGAGUUUGACCAAAAGCUUGAAGGAAUCUUAAAAAAACUUAAAAGGCAGUGAGAAGCCUUGACUUACAUUAGUGCGUGGAAGGUGGGGGCUCGGCACAGCGGGCUGUGGAGACUGAAGCAGGAGAGCCUGCAUGUCCCGUCAGUUGCACAGCCUUGAGGAACGGUGUGGGCGCUGUCCGUACGCACGGACGCCUGUGCGGGUGUUGGGGUGACUUUGGGUCUGCAGAGAAUGAGUGUGAAGCUUUCCCCAGGCCCGGCCCAGGAGGUUGUGUGGUGAUUUUCCUGCUGCAAGACUUUGAGGUUUAUGGUGGUCUUGCGGGGAGGCAUCUUUUCAAGCCUAUGAAGCAGGAAUUCAGUUUUGGAAAAUACAUAAUUGUGUAUGUGGAUGAGAAUGUGGAUGUACCUAAGCACCUGUGAAAUAAGCUUAUUCAACAGUGACCCAGGAAAUUGUGAUAUUUCUUAUAAUAGGUUACUAGUGUUCAUAUGACUUAUUUGUUGAAAAAAGUUUGAAGAUGGAUUUGACUAAUUUUAUGUAAACUUUGUUUAGAACUGGGGGAAGGGGGAUUUUCCUGGCAUUGCUGACCGAAGGUACCCUGGUUAUUCCCAAUAAACAGUGAUCUUUGUAGAUCUUCA
This is a messenger RNA of Chinchilla lanigera (long-tailed chinchilla), 3947 nucleotides long. It is a transcript of the gene Elapor2, whose product is annotated as KIAA1324-like ortholog. The record is from RefSeq and is a predicted model, not a curated record. Lineage: Eukaryota; Metazoa; Chordata; Mammalia; Rodentia; Chinchillidae. The transcript is spliced from 19 exons. Bases 39 to 2663 code for a protein of 874 amino acids. Gene Ontology annotation, biological process: positive regulation of BMP signaling pathway.